AAUGCAAUGGGUUAGUAAGAAUAAGGCUAAGGCUAUGGGUUAGUAGAAAAUGAAUAUAUUUGUGUUAAUGAUGUGAAAAAUAUUACAAAACAAAGUAUUCCAAACCUUGUCACAGGACACAUUAUCCAUAGAAAACAUGGAAGUAUGUGAAAAUACACAUUGACUUUAAAAAAGAAUAGAAAUAGUCACAUCUGCCUCUACACACAAAAGUAAAUGUGUCUCCUUAUUUUAGUUCUUCUAAAGUCUGCAUGAUUUGCAUGAGACCGUUAACCAUUUAUUCACUGAUGGUCUCAUGUUUCUGUGCACACUGUAAUAUUCAUAAACCAUCAUGCUAAUAAUAAAAGGGAACAAAAAUCCAUAAUUUGUUUUAUUGUUUAUAUGUUGGAAAAAAUUAGAUAAUUUCUACUCUCAAUCUGUGGUAAAACAUUUAAGUGAAAGUGUCAUUAAUCACUGGUGUAUAAUAAGUCAGUAUUGACUUGUUGGAGUGAUCCUGCUGUGGAACUAUGGUAUCUUUCCUAAAGCCCCAUGGAUGUAGUGGCAUGUCACUGCGAAACUGCCAAAGCUCAAGAUGACACUUUAAUAUGUGUUAACAUCUCUUCUGUCAGCCUGUGGAUGGCACAACAUCGCCCCCCAGUGUCCAUAAGGUAAAAUUCACCUAAAAGGUAAAAUAACAGACACACAAACGCGUAUUAAACUUUCCUUCAGUCAAGAUAGCAGCACGGAAAUGUGUCUUAAAAGCUGAUAUAAGCUUUUUAUGGGAAUACAAAGAGGAAGACGGAAAAUUGGAAGACUUUGUUGCGGGUGCAACAUUACCAGCGUAGAAGAAGAAGAAGAAGGAGCGGAAGUGACGUCAGGAAUCCUGCCUCCACAACAAUCGGAGCUUCAACCCUUGACUUAUGAAAGGUGCAGAUGGAAGUGUUAGAUAAACCGGGGUUCCCUGCCCACACGCGCCACCAUGUGAAGAGCUAAACGACUUCUGCCGAGACACACUUUUAUUCAAAGAAAGGGAUUAUUAUUUUUUAGUGGGACAAGUUUGACAAAGGACAGAGGGACGGCAUGGCGAAGCGCCGAGGGAGCGCAGAGACAGAGGUCGGUACAAAGAAACCGAAGCCGGUGCCGAAGGCAAAGAGCAGCGCAGCGAGAGCGAAGAAUAAAGAUGCAGGUAAAGUCAUCUCAGAGGACGAGGAGACACUCAAGAGGAAGGUCAAACCCAAACCACGGGCCUCCACCAAGCGAGUGUCGGGGAAAACCUCUUCCACAACCGCAGCGGCUGUCAAAACCAGUAAAUACUUCCCGUCGCCGCUGAAGGGGGAGCAGGCUGACAUCGAGGAGGACGCGGUGACCUCGGCAGCCACCGCGGUCCGAGGGAACAUCAAAGAAACCAAGAGAGAAGAAAAAGAGCAGCAGGAGGAGGAGAGUGAGGAAGACGACGGUGAUGAUUGGGAGGAAGUGGAAGAGCUCUCUGGGCCGCUGGGUCCAGUGGAAACACCCGAACCCGUCCUGCCGUCCCAGCCGGUUCAGAUAGAGAUCGAGACUCCAGAAGUCCGAAAAAAGAAAAAGAGGCAGGCGGAGUUUGAGACUUAUAUGAGACGGAUGGUGAACCGACUCAAGAAGGACGUGCUGGUAGACACACACAAGGUCCACCUGCUGUGCCUGAUAGCCAACGGGAUGUUCCGCGGCCGUCUGUGCAGUGAACCCGACUUGCUGGCCAUCACUCUGUCGCUGCUGCCCGCCCACUUCAGCAUGGUCGCCAAGGAACGCGUCGACCAAAACUACCUCUCUGGCCUGCUCAAAUGGUUUACGUCAACGUUCACCCUGAACGCCAGUCUGUCCUGUGAGGAGAGUCUGAACCCCCGCGCGCUGCUGGAGCGGCGGCUCGCCAGCCUCUCUGCCAGAAACCACCAGGAGAUGACUCAUCUGUUCCUGUUGGUCCUGAGGUCUCUGCGGCUCUUCUGCCGACUGGUUAUUUCUUUGCAGCCGAUUCCUCUCAAAACCCCAUCAGCCAAGGGCAAAGGUGCUGGGACAUCUACCAGCGCUCCGGGAAAGAGCAAGACAAGCCAGCAAACCUCCAAGACCAUCUCCCCCGAGCAGAAGGUCUCUCCUGGCACCAAGAGACCGGCUGGAGGGGGGGCGGUCAGAGGAGGCCACGGGGGAAAGAAAGCUAAGACAGAAGAAAUAAAGGAGGAGUACGACGAGAUAAAGGAAAAGACUAAAGCAUCUGGAGGGCAGAGGCCAAAGAACUCCAAACGUCGCAGCGUCGCCUCUAAAGUCAGCUACAAGGAAGACAGUGAGAGCGAAGGGGAGGAGGAGGAGGAGGAGGAGGAGGAGGGGCUCAGCGAAGACGACUUCCAGGCGACCAGCGAGGAAGACAGUGAGGAGUCAGAGAGAGGGGCUGAAUCCGCAAAGUCGAAGAAAGAGAAAGGAAAGGGAAAAGCCAACGUGACCAAACGCAACAACAGCGCGGCUCCGAAGAGAAGAAGCGGCGGAGGGAAAAAACAGAUGAAAGACGAGGGGGGAGAAGAGGAGGACGCGGACGAAGAAGAGGGAGCCGCGGGCAACGGAACAAAGCGGAGGAGUGGCAGAAAGAACGACGGGCCCAGGGCGGACGAGUGGCUGGAGGUGUACCUGGUGAAGACGUCUUCCUGGGUCUGCGUGGACACGGAGCGCGGCGUCGGGAUGCCUCACCUCUGCUCCCAGAAUGCAACGGCGCCCAUUACGUACGUGGUGUCGGUGGACGGAGACGGCUUUGUGAAGGACUUGGGGAGGAAGUACGACCCCACCUGGCUGACAUCUUCCAGGAAGAGGCGCGUGGACGAAGAGUGGUGGGAGGAGACGCUGCAGCCGUUCCUCGGACCCGAGGACGAGAGGGACAUGAAGGAGGAAAAGGAGCUCCAGAACAAACUGCUGAACAAACCCCUGCCCGUCUCGAUAGCGGAGUAUAAGAACCACCCGCUGUACGCCUUGAAGAGGCACCUGCUGAAAUAUGAAGCCCUCUACCCAUCAACUGCCACUUCACUGGGCUACUGCAGGGGGGAGCCGGUGUACUCCAGGGAUUGUGUGCACACGCUCCACUCCAAAGACACUUGGUUGAAAGAGGCACGGACUGUCAGACUAGGAGAGGAACCGUAUAAGAUGGUGAGGGGCUUCUCUAAUCGGUCCCGCAAAGCCAGGAUGGCGUCUGAGCAGAAGGAGGAGAAUGACCUGUCUCUGUUUGGAGAGUGGCAGACUGAGGAGUACCAGCCGCCUUUAGCUGUGGGCGGGAAGGUUCCCCGUAACGAGUACGGCAACGUCUACCUGUUUAAGCCCUGCAUGAUACCGGUGGGCUGUGUUCACCUCAAGCUGCCCAACCUGCACCGCGUGGCCCGGAAGCUGAACAUGGACGCAGCCCCCGCCGUCACAGGCUUUGACUUCCACGGAGGAUACUCGCACGCUGUGAAUGACGGUUACAUUGUGUGUGAGGAGCAUGAGGAGAUUCUCAGAGCGGCCUGGGUGGAAGAUCAAGAGAUUCAGAAACAGAAGGAGAAAGAGAAAAAAGAGAAGAGGGUGAUCUCCAACUGGACUGUGUUGGUCAAGGGGCUCCUGAUCAGAGAAAGACUUAAACAGCGCUACGGAAAGAAGAACCAGGGACUGGGGAACCUCCAGGAGACGUGCGGGCUUUCGUCAGAUGAAGAGGUGCCUGAGGCUGCAAGUCCUUCAGCCAAGACGGCGUCUGAGACUCUGGCCAUGUCCUGGCCUCAGAACAGACAGGCGGAGGAGGAGGAAGACGGAGGGAGCAUCAGCGGACUGAAGAGGAAGACGAAGACGACAAAACGAGAAAAGAAGGGACAGGAGAAGCACAUGUUCCCCUUUGAGAAAGUGUGAUGUCAGGGAGCCCAGAACACAUUUAAGUUGAGUUAAGUCAAGCAUAUAGAACCUCAGGUGUAACACAUUUUUAAACCAACUUUUUUAACAUUUGUCAUCUUUGGAACUUAUGGCUUUGAUAUUUAAGGACAGGAAAGAGGGGAGGACAAAGGAGAGGAAUGUUUUGUGGUGAUCUGCAGAUUUGGGUUCUGGUUGGAGUCUGUUGUCAUGGUUUCCCAUCGCAUGCACAGCUUACGGCAACUUGAAUAGUGGCUUGUGUGGCAGGUGAACACAAACAACCCUGUGAAACCUGCAACACAAUAAGAAAUACAGACAAAUGAACUAUGAUCAAUAAACAUUUCCUCCAUAGCUUGUAGUAGAUCCACUACCUACUAAUGGAUUAUUUGUAAAAUAUACUGUAUUUCUUUUUUUCUCUCUUUCCCUGUCGGGCUGCUACAUCCAUGGAGGAUGUUUUUGUGCUGUAUUUUGAAUCAGCCCUCACAUUCAGCCUCUUACUCAUCGCUUUCACACUUUUGUCACUGUUUCACACCUUGUUUCUCUCUACGUGUUUUGUACAAAGCAGGUGAUGCCUGUAUUUCGCAUAAUAAACUUUUUGUAUUAAAAGUAUUUUUCUAAGAUGUAAUACCAGUUAAAAGCAAUAUAAACAAAAUAAAGAAAUGAUUUUGUUGAA
Gasterosteus aculeatus aculeatus (three-spined stickleback) is the source of this 4531-nucleotide messenger RNA. RefSeq names its product xeroderma pigmentosum, complementation group C (gene xpc). Lineage: Eukaryota; Metazoa; Chordata; Actinopteri; Perciformes; Gasterosteidae. Gene Ontology annotation, biological process: mismatch repair; nucleotide-excision repair. Gene Ontology annotation, molecular function: single-stranded DNA binding; damaged DNA binding. The record is from RefSeq and is a predicted model, not a curated record. Gene Ontology annotation, cellular component: cytoplasm; nucleotide-excision repair factor 2 complex; nucleus.